Molecule: messenger RNA, 1536 nt
Organism: Megalobrama amblycephala (Wuchang bream)
Lineage: Eukaryota; Metazoa; Chordata; Actinopteri; Cypriniformes; Xenocyprididae
Exons: 6
Coding region: 337-1536 (399 amino acids)
Source: RefSeq, a predicted model, not a curated record
UGGGUCUAUAAGCCGGGCUGUCGUUUGGUUGUUCUUUGGUAGUGUAGGGUUGUUUCUCUUAAAAAGACUUAGAUUUAGUUCAUGCAAAAAUGAAGGUUCUGGUAGUCUUCGAAUUCUCAAUAAUGUAAUCCACACUACGAAUCAGCAUCAGCACUAAUAACACAGCGAAAAGCCUGUCUGCGAAAGAAAGUGUCACACCCCUUCUCUUCAUCUCACGCUCCUUGGGAGUUUCGCAUAUUUGACUUUAAUUUAACUCUGUCACCAUUGAAGCAGAAGAACAGAAGUUUCUUAUGGAUCAGAAUUUGCACUCAUUUUCCUGAGUGGAAAGUGGUGAAAAUGAAUCUUUUCAUUCAUUUCUUCUCAGUGAUAUGUUUGCUUGAACAUGGUGCGUUUAGUGCUGAUACAGUGUCCGUGAUGGAGGGAGAUUCAGUCACUCUGAACACUGGUGUUCAAACAAACCAACAAGAAAAGAUUAAAUGGUUUUUUAAUGGCAUUCGCAUUACUGAAAUCACUGGAUAUCAAAGUAAAGCCUGUACAGAUGUUCAGUGUGAUGAAGGUAAUGAGAGAUUCAGAGACAGACUGAAGCUGGAUCAUCAGACUGGAUCUCUGACCAUCACAAACAUCACAAACACAGACUCUGGAGAAUAUCAACUACUGAUCACCAGAGAGACCAGCAACAGUGGAACGUUCUUCAAUGUUACUGUCCGUGGUGUUUCUGCUGCUCGACGAGAGGAAUUGAAGUCAGUGAAGGAGGAAGAAUCUGUUACUUUAGAUCCUGGUGUAGCUAAAAACCUGAAUGAUUCAAUGAGAUGGUAUUUUAAUGAGACUCUCAUCGCUGAAAUCACUGGAGAUCAGAGUAAGAUCUGUACAGAUGUUCAGUGUGAAGAGAGAUUCAGAGACAGACUGAAGCUGGAUCAUCAGACUGGAUCUCUGACCAUCACAAACACCAGAAACACAGACUCUGGAGAAUAUAAACUAGAGAUCAUCAUCAACAGCAGCAGCUUCAACAUCACUACAGUGAAGAGAUUCAUUGUCACUGUCACUGAUUCAAGUCAUUCUUCUGCUGUUUCAGGUUCAGGUCUGUCUUCAGGUGCUGUAGCAGGAAUAGUUGUUGCUGCUGUUGUUCUGCUGGUGCUUGCAGUUGCUGCUGUGAUUUACUACUGUCGCUCCAGGAGCCAUACAGAAGUACGACAGACUGAGGAUGAUGAUGCUGCUGACAGUGGCAAUUGUAUUCCGUUGACGGUGCAGGGAGAGGGGGAAGAGGAGGGGGAAGAGGAGGGGAAGAGGAGGGGGAAGAGGGGGAAGAGGGGGGAGAAAGGCAGCAGAUCAGGACUAGAACGACUAUCAGAAGAAAUACAGCAGCACCAGCAGCAGCAGCAGAGAUCAGCACUAUCUGAGAGACUGGAGAAACUGAAGGAGAGGAAAAGAGAGACCGUCAUUAAUGUAAGUGACUGUCAGUCUGAUCUACAACAGAAGACAGAGAUCAGAUCAGUAAAUAAUCCAUAUAUCAUCUCUGCCGUACCUGCACAUGUGUGA